AUUCGAACUCCGCACCAGCAAAUGCAAAUCCACAACACGACCUCUUCAGGCCACGGGGCAAUGCCACCAAUAAAGCAAUAAAGAUGUCACCUCAGCUUAACAUUUUCUACAACCCUGAAAACAAUUUCUUAACAUUCCCCCAACCUCUGAACCCUCGGAAAAAGGACGCGCAGCGAAUCUUUCUAGAACGAAUGAGGCUGUAUACUAAUAUUUUCAAACCCGUUCCGUGUGCGGACACACUCACACACACACAGCCGCGCGUAGUACGCCUCUCCAUGCGAAAUUUUAUAUAUAAGCUACAGUACAGUAGUGACCGAUACCAUUAUAUGCCGGACAGCUGAUCACAACAAUCGGCCAAUAAAAAUUUAAAACUGUGCAUGAGUGUGACUGUGACCUGAACUGGACUAAUUAAUUCGAACGCAGUCUUAAUUCGACGUUCGAAUCUGUCACAAUUCCCGCGCGUUUUAUAGUUUGUUUUUUUUUUCGGGAAAAUUUCUGGACUGUGAUUGAUCAGUUGUGUGGAGAAAAUAGUGUUUUUAUAAACAAUAGUUUUCAGUUGUUAUAAUGUGUUACCGGCACGUGAGGAGACGGUAGUUUUAGUUUAAUGGACAGACUGUGUUUAUAAACAAUAGAACUUGAAGUGCUGUGUCCGCAGAAUCGAUUGCGGAAAAAAGUGUUUAAUCCACAUACUGUUGUCUAUGUGACAUUGAUAUUGAAAGUGCGUUAUGAAACCUCAAUCGCGAUAAUAUUUUAAUUUCAUUGACGCAACACGGAUGCUUGAACUGGUAUCAAUUAAAAUCCUAUUACGGAAUAACUAACUAUCAACUAUUGUUGACAAGAAGUUUUUAUAGCACGUGAAUUUGUGGAAGUGUACGAACGUUUUGCUUUUAAAAAGAAAAAAUGAAGGAGUUUGUUCAAAUUUGGAAUAAUGUGGCGGGAAGGAGGUACUCAUCUGUCAACACGGCAGAUCGAGAAAUGAGAGAAUUAUCUAAUAAAUUGAAAAAAGACUGUGAUACAUCGACUUUUGAGGCAAAUUUCACAGAAUGUGAAGGACUGAAUAAUAAAUUCAACGAUGAUCUCGAUUUUAGUGAUAGAAAAGACGCCAUUAUUAAUAGGCUGUUCGAAAGGAGGCGAAAAGGACAGGUGGCCAGGCAACCUACAUGUCUCUUCAUCCUUCUGAUGUUCGGGUUCUUCGCCCUCGGCGCAGGCUGUUUCGUCUUGUUCCUGCACCCCUACGACUUUUUGUUCAAGCAGAAAGUCCUUUUCACCGACGGCGGCGAAAUCUUCGAGAUGUGGCGCAAGCCCGAAGUGGACUUAUACGUUAAGGUGUAUCUGUUCAACGUCACCAACGCCGACGACUACCUCGCCGGGAAGGCCGACAAGGUCAUCGUCAAUGAAGUCGGCCCUUAUGUGUACAAGGAACUCUUGGAGCACAAAGUGACGAAGUUCAACGACAACGGGACAGUGUCAGCUAUCCCCAAGCACCCGCUGCAGUGGGUGGAUGAGUUGUCCGAGGGACGCAAGGAGGAUGACAUCCUGUAUCUGCCGCAUAUCGCUUUGUUGAGCAUAGCGAACGUGGUCGCCCCACAGAGCAUGUUCACUCGCUUCGGGCUGAACAAUCUGAUCACCAUGACCAAGAGCCAGCCGCUGGUCAAGAUGACGGCCAAGGAGUUCAUGAUGGGCUACAAGAGCAACCUGAUGACCCUGGGGAACACCUUCAUGCCCGGAUGGAUCUAUUUUGAUAAGCUUGGGCUUAUUGAUCGGAUGUACGACUUCAACGGCGACUACGAGACCAUUUUCACCGGGGCCGGGGACAUCUCCAACGCUGGUCUCAUCGACACCUACAAGGGGUCAACUGACCUGCCCCAGUGGGACGGGAAGCACUGCUCCAAUGUGCAGUAUGCGUCAGACGGGACUAAGUUCAAGGGGGGGGUGGGCAAGAAUGAGAGUGUGCUGUUCUUUAGGAAGAAUUUGUGUCGUGCUGCUCCCUUGGUCCCGGUAGCGGAGGGGGUGAAGAGCGGCCUGAAGAGCUACAUGUACACGUUCCCGGAGAACCUGUUCGACAACGGCAAGCACGUCAAGGAGAACCAGUGCUUCUGCAGGAAAGGUAAAUGCCUCCCAGCGGGCCUGCUCGACGUGACGGACUGCUACUACGGGUUCCCGAUAGCUCUGUCGUACCCGCACUUCUACAAGGGGGACGAGGUGCUGUCCAGCAAGGUGGAGGGAUUGACGCCUUCCAAGGAGAAGCAUGAGACUAGAUUCUGGCUGCAGCCGGAGUCAGGCCUCCCGAUCGACGUGAGCGCCAAGAUCCAGAUCAACAUGGCGCUCGGAGACCUCUCCUCCAUCACCAACGCCGGCAGAUUCUCCAACAUGUAUCUGCCGCUGCUGUGGUUCGAUAUUAGAAUGUACUCCUUGCCCGAGAGCAUGGAGACCCGCUUCAAACUGUACCUGAACAUCUUGCCGGUCGUGGAGCAAGCUUGCAUGUACAUCUUCUUCAUUCUCGGAGUCUUCUUCAUCCUGCUGACCGUCUACCGCCUCGCCUUCAACGUCAUGUUCAAGUCCUUUGACAAGAGCAAGAAACAACGCAACAUCAUCAUCGGCACUGACCUCUGGUUUGAAAAAGAAAACAACGCCAAACAUAAAAGUGAAAAGGAUGAAAUUUACACCCCCUGCGAAAUCCCUCUCGGUGACGACUCUGAGUCUGAUGAGAAUUUGCAGUUACACUACGAUGGACGUAGACCGUCAGGUUUCAUCAAAAUCCACGGCGAUAGGAUCAAAGAAUUGAGCCACAAAUUAGGUGAUCGAGUGUACGAUUCUAUUGGAAGCGUCAAAGAUAAGGUCAGAGAUGAGCUGACGCAUGUUAAACAUAUAUUCCAAGAUGUCUCUUCAAGGAAAAACUCUUUGAUUCCUGCCACACAUGAAACUGCCAGCAACGAUGCGUACAAAGAUGAUUCUAACAGUGAAAGCGAAAUGAAAUCUAACAAUCAGCAGAUUUACUCGAGAGUAGCUCAGUCUGACAGUGAAGAUGAUUUCAAGUAUCUAGAUAUAGAAGUUGUAGAUGAUGGUAGUGGGUUCGACGAUUUAACAGCAAGGCUGAAGAUCGAGUGUGAAAGAGCUAACAAAUUGAAAGAGCUAGAUGCGGAACAGAGAACGAAAGAUGAGUUGGUUCAUAUUUCUGACUGAAUUUGAAAAUGUGUUUAAACGAGGAGUAAAGAAGUACAUUCUCAAAAUGGUGCCAUUGAUAGUGAACUGACGAAGUCGGUUUUUGUGGAGUAAGGACUUUUGCUACGGAGUCAGUUAAGCGAUUUUGUACAAACUUCUGCCUACAUUCCAUGAAUAUAGUUAAGGAAUUUAUGUUAAAGAAACGAUCCUGUCUCAGGAUUUUUUUACGUAUUUAUUAAGCUGGAUUUUAAGUAAAGGACUGAUGAAAUGACAAAUUGCUCAAAACUUUUUGCACGUUGGUUUUUUAUCAAAUCGGUCGAAUCUACUGCCACUAUUUGCUCAAAAUCUUUAUCGAUAUCAACCCUCUAGUACUUACUGGUUUUGCAAAUUACGAAAACGAGAAAAGUUUAGUUUUUUUUCAGACAUUAUCUGUCAAAAUAGGUGCCACGAUAGCUUCUGCUGGAGGCACACUUUGUAUGCGUGAAAACGUAAACUUUUGUAGUUUUCGACAAACUAUCAAACCUAUACUAGAGGUACUAGUGGUGUCAUUACUACUGCGAAUACAGCCAGUGAUGUUUAUAAACACGAGUUUUGUCAGACUUUUGGAGAUUAAUCUUAUACUUACUUAGAAAUUGCUAUGGUCCAGCCUAGGUAUUAUUCAUUUAAAAAAUCACUAUAGUUUUUUUUAUGAGGCUACAAACUUAAUUAUCUUUUUUGAAGACAGUGUUACCAAUUAAACAAAUUUAUAAUUUAUUACUUAUAAUUUCUGUGUUAAAUUUAAGCUUGCCAAUUUGGUAAUUACUAAUAUUAGUAGACCGUUUGUAUUCUAUGGUUGGGCCAAUAAGUUUUUAAGCUCUCAAUGUUUUAUCAUAUAACCUUAUCUACCUGAGUACUUGCCUUUAUAUAAUAAGUAUAUGUAUACUUACUACAAGUAUGAAAAUGGUUUAUUUAUAAAAUUUCUUCGAUAGGGUAUUUGGUAGUUAUUUUAUGAACGAAAACCAUAAAACUGUUGUCUUGUCAUUUACUAAAGUAAAAGACUUGUCUUCAAUGUGAUAUAAAAUUAUAAUAAUAAUAAUGAGUUUUUUAUAAUUAUGAUAAAAUAAUAAUGAACAAUUUUAAUAUUACGAUAAUAGUAAGUACAUAAUAAGUGUCUUGCCUAAGUUAUUCUCUUGAAAUACGUUGGUACUUGGUUAAGAAUAUUUUUUAAGAAUUUUGAAAUUUAAAUAAAUAAUUCGUUAAAAAUAA
Molecule: messenger RNA, 4407 nt
Organism: Plutella xylostella (diamondback moth)
Lineage: Eukaryota; Metazoa; Arthropoda; Insecta; Lepidoptera; Plutellidae
Product: scavenger receptor class B member 1
Cellular component (GO): cytoplasm; membrane
Molecular function (GO): scavenger receptor activity
Source: RefSeq, a predicted model, not a curated record